AGGAAGGGAGGAGAGAGAGGCGGCUCAAGAUGGCGGCUCCCAGGGCCUCCCGCCCGAGCUUGUAAGCGGGAGCGUCCGAGCGAGUAGUCAGGGCGGCGGGACUUGGCGGCCUCCAGCUUCUCGGGGCUAGGCGCUCGAAAGUUUCGGGAGGCUCUUGAAGAGACGGGGUGAGCUAGAAGAAGGGGAAGAGUCGAAGGGAAGGAGGGUAGUUAAGAUGGCGGCCUCCAUGGAGCCGUCCACCGCUGUGUGAGGAACCGCUUCUCCGUGAGAGCUACCUUAGACGAAAGGGGGUGUGUGUGAGAGGAAUUGGGGGGCUCCCUUCCCGCUGGGUGACUUUUUCCCACUACGGCCUUUCCCGGAACUAUGGCUUCGGCCGUGUCGCCCGCCAACUCGCCAGCGGUUCUCCUGCAGCCCCGCUGGAAGCGAGUGGUGGGCUGGUCGGGUCCAGUGCCCCGGCCCCGCCACGGCCACCGAGCCGUGGCCAUCAAGGAACUCAUCGUGGUGUUUGGCGGCGGGAACGAGGGGAUAGUGGACGAACUGCACGUGUACAACACGGCGACUAACCAGUGGUUCAUCCCAGCCGUGAGAGGGGACAUUCCCCCCGGGUGUGCAGCCUAUGGCUUCGUGUGUGAUGGGACUCGCCUGCUGGUGUUUGGUGGGAUGGUGGAGUAUGGGAAAUAUAGCAAUGACCUCUAUGAGCUUCAGGCAAGCCGGUGGGAAUGGAAGAGACUCAAAGCAAAGACGCCCAAAAACGGACCCCCUCCGUGCCCUCGGCUUGGGCACAGCUUCUCCCUUGUGGGCAACAAGUGCUACCUGUUUGGGGGUCUGGCCAACGAUAGUGAGGACCCCAAGAACAACAUUCCGAGGUACCUGAAUGACUUAUACAUCCUGGAAUUGCGGCCAGGCUCCGGAGUGGUAGCCUGGGACAUCCCCAUCACUUACGGCGUCCUGCCUCCACCCCGGGAGUCACAUACUGCUGUGGUCUACACUGAGAAAGACAAUAAGAAGUCCAAGCUGGUGAUCUAUGGAGGGAUGAGUGGCUGCAGACUGGGGGACCUCUGGACCCUGGACAUUGAGACUCUGACGUGGAAUAAGCCCAGUCUCAGCGGGGUGGCACCUCUUCCUCGAAGCCUUCACUCAGCCACAACCAUAGGAAACAAAAUGUACGUGUUUGGUGGCUGGGUGCCUCUCGUCAUGGAUGACGUCAAAGUGGCCACACACGAGAAGGAGUGGAAGUGUACCAACACACUGGCUUGUCUCAACCUGGAUACCAUGGCCUGGGAGACCAUCCUGAUGGACACGCUGGAGGACAAUAUUCCUCGGGCCCGAGCUGGCCACUGUGCUGUAGCCAUCAAUACCCGCCUGUACAUAUGGAGUGGGCGCGACGGCUACCGAAAGGCCUGGAACAACCAGGUCUGCUGCAAGGACCUCUGGUACCUGGAGACAGAAAAGCCACCGCCCCCGGCGCGGGUACAGCUGGUACGAGCCAACACCAACUCCCUGGAGGUGAGCUGGGGGGCAGUGGCGACAGCCGACAGUUACCUUCUGCAGCUCCAGAAAUAUGACAUUCCUGCCACGGCUGCUACUGCCACCUCCCCCACACCCAAUCCAGUCCCGUCUGUGCCUGCCAACCCUCCCAAGAGCCCUGCCCCAGCAGCAGCCGCACCUGCCGUGCAGCCGCUGACCCAAGUAGGCAUCACGCUCCUGCCCCAGGCUGCCGCCGCGCCCCCGACCACCACCACCAUCCAGGUCUUGCCGACAGUGCCUGGCAGCUCGAUUUCCGUGCCCACUGCAGCCAGGACUCAAGGUGUUCCCGCUGUUCUGAAAGUCACCGGUCCUCAGGCAACAACAGGAACCCCAUUGGUCACCAUGCGACCUGCCAGCCAGGCUGGGAAAGCCCCCGUCACCGUGACCUCCCUUCCUGCAGGCGUGCGAAUGGUUGUGCCAACGCAGAGUGCCCAGGGGACGGUGAUCGGCAGCAGCCCACAGAUGAGUGGUAUGGCUGCGCUGGCAGCCGCGGCCGCCGCCACACAGAAGAUCCCUCCUUCCUCGGCGCCCACGGUGCUGAGUGUCCCGGCGGGCACCACCAUCGUCAAAACCGUGGCUGUGACGCCUGGCACCACCACCCUCCCGGCUACCGUAAAGGUGGCCUCCUCGCCAGUCAUGGUGAGCAACCCAGCCACUCGAAUGCUGAAGACUGCAGCUGCCCAGGUGGGGACGUCAGUCUCCUCUGCUGCCAACACAUCCACCCGCCCCAUCAUCACAGUGCACAAGUCAGGGACUGUGACAGUGGCCCAGCAAGCCCAGGUGGUGACCACAGUGGUGGGUGGAGUCACCAAGACCAUCACCCUGGUGAAGAGCCCCAUCUCUGUCCCAGGAGGCAGUGCUCUGAUUUCCAACCUGGGCAAAGUGAUGUCAGUGGUUCAGACCAAACCGGUUCAGACUUCGGCAGUCACGGGCCAGGCGUCUACGGGCCCAGUGACUCAGAUCAUCCAGACCAAAGGGCCCCUGCCGGCCGGGACCAUCCUGAAGCUAGUGACCUCCGCAGAUGGCAAGCCCACUACCAUCAUCACUACCACGCAGGCCAGCGGGGCUGGGACUAAGCCCACCAUCCUGGGCAUCAGCAGCGUGUCCCCGAGCACCACCAAGCCUGGCACGACCACCAUCAUCAAGACCAUCCCCAUGUCGGCCAUCAUCACGCAGGCUGGUGCCACAGGCGUGACCAGCAGUCCUGGCAUCAAGUCCCCCAUCACCAUCAUCACCACCAAAGUGAUGACUUCGGGAACAGGAGCACCUGCCAAAAUCAUCACAGCUGUCCCUAAAAUCGCCACUGGCCACGGGCAGCAAGGAGUGACUCAGGUGGUGCUAAAGGGGGCCCCUGGACAGCCGGGCACCAUCCUCCGUACCGUGCCCAUGGGGGGUGUCCGCCUGGUCACUCCUGUCACUGUCUCUGCCGUCAAGCCAGCUGUCACCACGUUGGUUGUGAAGGGCACCACAGGCGUCACAACCCUCGGCACAGUGACAGGCACCGUUUCCACCAGCCUUGCCGGAGCUGGGGGCCACAGUACCAGCGCCUCCCUGGCCACACCCAUCACCACCUUGGGCACCAUCGCCACCCUCUCUAGCCAGGUGAUCAACCCCACUGCCAUCACCGUGUCAGCUGCACAGACCACGCUGACAGCGGCUGGCGGGCUCACCACCCCCACCAUUACCAUGCAGCCUGUCUCCCAGCCUACCCAGGUGACUCUCAUCACGGCACCCAGUGGCGUUGAGGCCCAGCCUGUGCAUGACCUCCCCGUGUCCAUUCUGGCCUCGCCUACUACAGAGCAGCCCACGGCCACGGUCACCAUUGCUGACUCGGGCCAGGGGGAGGUGCAGCCAGGCACCGUGACACUGGUCUGCUCCAACCCGCCCUGCGAGACGCACGAGACGGGCACCACCAACACGGCCACCACCACCGUCGUGGCUAACCUCGGGGGGCAGCCCCAGCCCGCGCAAGUGCAGUUCGUCUGUGACAAGCAGGAGGCCGCUGCUUCUCUCGUGACCCCAGCCGUAGGGCAGCAGAACGGCGGCGUGGUGCGCGUCUGCUCCAACCCGCCCUGCGAGACCCACGAGACGGGCACCACGCACACGGCCACCACUGCCACGGCCAACAUGGCCGGGCAGCACGCGUGCUCCAACCCGCCCUGCGAGACGCACGAGACGGGCACCACCAGCACUGCCACCACGGCCGUGGCCGGCAUCGGCGCCGGCCAGCAGCGGGAUGCCCGGCGUGCCUGUGUGGCCGGCCCCGCGGCUGCCGUGCUGCGCGUGAGCGCGGCUGCCGGGCCGUCGGAGGGAGCCCAGGGCUCCGUGAAGCCCUCGUGCCAAACGCGCCAGACCAGCGUGACGAGCAGCACCAUGACUGUGAUGGCCACCGGAGCGGCCCCGUGCGCGGCUGGCCCGCUCCUCGGGCCGGGCCUGGCGGUGGGGGCCGGCGGCCACGGCCCUGCUUUCGUGCAGCUAGCUCCUGUGAGCGGCCAGGUCAGAGCCGGCGUCCUUGGAGGCAAGGAUGGCCCCGUGGCCGGCCUGAGCCCGCUGUUGGCUGCGGGGCGCCAGCUGGAGGCCCACCACACGCACACAACCAACACCCCCACCAUGGUCCGCUCCGCCAUGGGCGCCGGGGCGCCCGGCGAGGCACGGGGCACCGCCACGCCCGCGUACGAGAGCUCGCCGGGCGCCACCGUGACUGUGACGGCCCUGGAAGCGCUGCUGUGCCCCUCGGCCCCCGUGAGCCAAGUGUGCUCCAACCCGCCCUGCGAGACCCACGAGACGGGCACCACCAGCACUGCCACUACCUCGAACGCGGGCAGCGCCCAGCGGGUCUGCUCCAACCCGCCCUGCGAGACCCACGAGACAGGCACCACGCACACGCCCACCACGGCCACCUCCAGUGGGGGUGCGGGCCAGCCCGAGGCGGGGCAGCAGCCCCCUGCCGGCCGUCCCUGUGAGACCCACCAGACCACUUCUACUGGUACCACCAUGUCCGUCAGUGUGGGUGCCCUGCUCCCCGAUACCGUUCCCUCCCACAGGACCCUAGAGUCCGGCCUGGAGGUGGCAGCAGCGGCCACCGUCGCCCCCCAGGCCGCUGCUUCGUUGCUGGCUCCUUUCCCGACACAGAGGGUCUGCUCCAACCCCCCCUGUGAGACGCACGAGACCGGGACCACGCACACGGCCACCACGGUCACCUCCAACAUGAGCUCGAACCAAGAUCCCCCACCAGCCGCCAGUGACCAGGGAGAGGUGGAGAGCACCCAGGGUGACAGCGUGAACAUCACCGGCUCCAGUGCCGUUACAACGACUGUGUCCUCUACACUGACGCGGGCUGUGACCACUGUGACACAGUCCACGCCGGUCCCGGGCCCCUCGGUGCCGAAGAUCUCAUCAAUGACUGAGGCUACCCCAGGGGCUCUGACCACCGAAGUCCCCAUCCCGGCCACGAUAACAGUGACCAUAGCCAACACAGAAACUUCUGACAUGCCCUUCUCUGCUGUUGACAUCCUGCAGCCCCCAGAGGAACUCCAGGCCUCGCCAGGGCCUCGCCAGCAGCUGCCGCCACGGCAACUCCUGCAGCCCGCCUCCACACCCCUGAUGGGGGAGUCCGCCGAGGUCCUGUCAGCCUCCCAGACCCCUGAGCUCCAAGCCGCCGUGGAUCUGAGCAGUACAGGGGACCCGUCUUCGGGCCAGGAGCCUGCCAGCUCAGCCGUGGUGGCCACUGUGGUGGUCCAGCCGCCCCCGCCCACACAGUCUGAAGUAGACCAGUUGUCCCUUCCCCAGGAGCUGAUGGCUGAGGCCCAGGCGGGCACCACCACCCUCAUGGUGACGGGGCUCACCCCUGAGGAGCUGGCGGUGACUGCUGCUGCCGAAGCGGCCGCUCAGGCCGCAGCCACGGAGGAGGCCCAAGCCCUGGCCAUCCAGGCGGUGCUCCAGGCCGCACAGCAGGCCGUCAUGGCAGGCACCGGGGAGCCCAUGGACACGGCCGAGGCAGCGGCGGCUGUGACGCAGGCGGAGCUGGGCCACCUGUCGGCUGAAGGCCAGGAGGGCCAGGCUACCACCAUCCCCAUCGUGCUGACGCAGCAGGAGCUAGCGGCCCUGGUCCAGCAGCAGCAGCAGCUGCAGGAGGCGCAGGCCCAGCAGCAGCACCACCACCUCCCCACCGAGGCCUUGGCCCCUGCCGACAGCCUCAACGACCCGACCAUCGAGAGUAAUUGCCUCAGUGAGCUGGCUGCGGCCGUCCCCAGUACCGUGGCCCUGCUGCCCUCCACGGCCACCGAGAGCCUGGCUCCAUCCAACACAUUUGUGGCCCCCCAGCCGGUGGUGGUAGCCAGCCCCGCAAAGCUGCAGGCUGCGGCUACCCUGACUGAAGUGGCCAAUGGCAUCGAGUCCCUGGGUGUGAAGCCAGACCUACCGCCCCCGCCCAGCAAAGCGCCUGUGAAGAAGGAGAACCAGUGGUUUGAUGUGGGGGUCAUUAAGGGUACCAAUGUAAUGGUGACACACUAUUUCCUGCCACCAGAUGAUGCUGUCCCUUCUGAUGAUGACUCGGGUACCGUCCCCGACUACAACCAGCUGAAGAAGCAGGAGCUGCAGCCGGGCACAGCCUAUAAGUUCCGAGUUGCUGGGAUCAACGCCUGCGGCCGGGGGCCCUUCAGCGAGAUCUCAGCCUUUAAGACCUGUCUGCCUGGUUUCCCAGGGGCCCCCUGUGCCAUUAAGAUCAGCAAAAGUCCAGAUGGUGCUCACCUCACCUGGGAGCCGCCGUCUGUGACCUCUGGCAAGAUCAUCGAGUACUCGGUGUACCUGGCCAUCCAGAGCUCGCAGGCCGGUGGUGAGCCCAAGAGUUCCACCCCGGCCCAGCUGGCCUUCAUGCGGGUGUACUGCGGGCCCAGCCCCUCCUGCCUGGUGCAAUCCUCCAGCCUCUCCAACGCCCACAUUGACUACACCACCAAGCCCGCCAUCAUCUUCCGCAUUGCCGCCCGCAAUGAGAAGGGCUAUGGCCCGGCCACCCAAGUGAGGUGGUUGCAAGAAACCAGUAAAGACAGCUCUGGCGCCAAGCCAGCCAGCAAGCGGCCCAUGUCCUCUCCGGAAAUGAAAUCCGCUCCAAAGAAAUCUAAGGCAGAUGGUCAGUGAGAGGCAGCUCCCCUGCACCUGGAUUGUUCGCCAGACCCCCCCCCCUUCUGCUUCAGGAACGCCACCUGCCAGGGCCCACCCAUCCUACCCACCCGGCGCUCACACUUCACCCUCAGGAGCCACUGGCCGCCGCCACUCAUUCUCUCUCUCUCUCUCUGUUUUUGAAAUAAUCUCAAGAAAGCACAUUUUACCAUUGCUGUGGGAGGAAGCAGAAGGCAGAUCUGGAAGAGCAGUGAGCAAGUGAGACAAGUGUGCCCUCCUCCCCUCUUCUCAUUACCAGUGCCCUCCUCUGGGAGCUGAGCAAGCCUGGAAUUCCGAGGCCCUCGAGGGAGCUCGACAGACGCUUCGGAUGAAGCGGCCGAGACGCAGAGAACAGAAUGCACGCGCCUUCCAGCACCCACACGCCUCUUGCAGUUUGUCACCUUGGUCCUGAGGGGGGCAGCCAAGGGCGGGAGGGGCUGCAGCAUGGAAGCAGAAGAAAGGCACGCCCCCCCGCCCCCAGCUCCCCUCCCCUGCCUCUGCUCCGAGAAGAUUGGCGGGGCACCCGUGCACUCGAUGUCCAUCUGGUUCCAUUUUCCUUUGUUACUUUUGGAUAUCCUGCCACCUCCCGACCCUGGGCUUCAGCUUUGUCCAAUCCCGUCUCAGCGGCCUUCGUACUCCCCCCCCCCCCUUGCCCCUUCCUUCUUCUUUCCCAGUUAGAGAGCUAGAAAGGAAGAAGAAAGAAAGAAAGGGGGAAGAAUGAGCCCGUGGUGGCCUGAGCAGUGUUCUGUGCAAAUCUCCUGACUCCCAGCGGGGCAUAGAGUAGCCCCCACCGAGCCUGGCUUUGGCCCCUGGGUCGGGGCUAGGGGCCACACCACCAACUGCUGCAUUUGUUGUAUUUUUUUUAAGUUGGAAUUGAUGAAGUUAACAUUUUUAUUGUAAUUUUAGCCUUAGUGUGUGGGGUUUUGUCCCUUUUUUUGUUGUUGUUGUUAGCUGUGUACAGAAUGUGUAUCUUUUUUUUUUUUUUUUUUUUAACUUUUACUUUUUUCUCCUUGGCUAAGCCUUGGCAGGGAUCUUUCUGGAAGAAAAGCUGGGGGCAGCUGGCACAGGAGAGGCGUGGAUUCUCCCCUGCGGGCCUGGUGUUGGUUGCCUGGCCCAAUUUCCUCUUGCUGGCCCCUGCCGUCUGCCCCUUUGCUUGUCCCCAGGCCUCUGGGACAAAGGAGGGGUGAGCUGUCAAACCUCACUCCCCAUGGGUGAUUGCUCUACACCUGUAGGAUUGAGCUUGAGAGUCUGCUGGAGCCUAAAGUCAGGUUUCUGAGGAGGAGCAGGUGCUGGGUUCGCAGGGCUCUCAACAUCCUCCCCACCCCCCUCCUUAUGACCCCCCCCUCCCCCCCAGCCCCUAGGCUCCCUCCUUGGCAAACUGGCUUAGAGUAUCUGCCACCCUCAACUGCUGCUUCCUGCAGCCACGCCCUCCAGGCGAAAGUGUCAAAGGGGUGGGGUGAGGGGUUGGGGGGCAACUCCCAUCUCAGAGAGCAGCCUGGGAGAGCAGAUGUGUGGUGUCACCCAGGAGAGACCGUGGGGAAGCAGCAGACUACCAGCACCAGUUCUAUGAAUUUACAGGGCCACGGCCAUCCUCCCAGGGCCGAACUUGGGAGGCUUGGGGCACUUCUUAGUGUGGUUCAUGAGACAGCUUUCUGCCCCACACCCAAGCUUUAGGCACUGAGCAAGGCUUGCCAGCGGGUUGUGCAGAAGGAUUUAAAGCGAGCAGUCAAAUCUUUUCAGACCCCCCCCAUCUCUGCCCUGGAGAUGAGCUGCAGUGAGGGGCCCGGCCUCUGCAGACCCCUGCCACUGGCCCGCACCUUCUGGGGCCUCUGGUUUGUUGUAUUAUAGUAUAUUUCGCUGUGGAAAAUGUCACGUUUAGUCAGUCACCUUGGAGCCCACUCGCCUGGUCCUGUUGUUUUCCCUGUCCCUUCUCCUGAGCGCCCUUUGAUUUCUCUCAUUUCUGAGAACAGUACGCCCCGUUCAUCUAUUGUAGAGUAACCCCCGUGACUCAAUAUUACCAUAGUGCGAUGUCGUUUUGUGCUAUUUUGAACAAUUAAAAGACUUUUUUUGAAAUAACCACCUGCUCUUUUACUGUGUCCAGGACUCCCA
Molecule: messenger RNA, 8793 nt
Organism: Neomonachus schauinslandi (Hawaiian monk seal)
Lineage: Eukaryota; Metazoa; Chordata; Mammalia; Carnivora; Phocidae
Gene: HCFC1
Product: host cell factor C1
Exons: 26
Coding region: 364-6663 (2099 amino acids)
Biological process (GO): regulation of DNA-templated transcription; chromatin remodeling
Cellular component (GO): histone methyltransferase complex
Molecular function (GO): transcription coactivator activity; protein binding
Source: RefSeq, a predicted model, not a curated record